AUGGCCGAGCUGGGGCCCGAGCCGGGCCGCGCCUGGCGGGUGCUGGCCCUGUGCGGGGCCGCGGUGUUCCUGGCGGCCGCGGCGGCCGGGGCGGCCCUGCUGGCCUGGAACCUGGCCUCGGCGGCCUCCCGGGGGCCUCGCUGCCCGGAGCCAGGGGCCAACGCCACGGCGCCCCCCAGGGACCUGGCGCCCGAGGUCGAGGAACUACAGCGGCGGCUGGCCGAGGCUACCCAGCGUGAGGAUGCCCUGGCCAGACGGCUGGACCAGGCCAACCGCGCCCGCGGGGAGCUGGAGGAGGCGCUACGGGCCUGCCAGGGCCGCCAGAGCCGGCUUCAGACGCAACUGAUGACCCUGAAGACUGAGAUUGACGAGGCCAAGGCACAGGGGACCCAGAUGGGGGCUGAGAACGGGGCGCUCACAGAAGCCCUGGCGCGCUGGGAGGCGGCGGCCACGGAGUCUACGCGGCGGUUGGACGAGGCACAGCAGCGCGCACGCGCGGCCGAGGCCGAAGCCGAAGCUUGCGCGGCCCGGGAGGCGGUGCUGCGCGAACGCGCUAAAGCCCUGGAAGCCGAGCUGGGCCCCCAGCGCAGAGUGCCGCGCCCCCGAUCCCGACCCCGACCCCGACCCCGACCCAGCCCCCGCUCGCGCUCUCGCCCGGGACCCUCGGGGGGCUGCCGGCGGCCGGCGCGGCGCGCUCGAGGGUGAGUCGGCGCCCCGCAGGAUGAGGGCUCCAGGCAGGAGGGCACACACUGCGCGGCCCUGCGGGAACCUGUGUGCAGGUGCCCACGCUGGAGGAGAUGGCCGGUCGACACCCGUCAACGCUCAGCUUUACGCCCACUGAAUGGACGCUACGGAAAGGAAGCUCGACCCUCUCUCCCCAACCAUCUUCUGCUUAUUUUACAGACAGGGAAACUGAGGCCCGUUUGAUAACACAAAGAGAUAGUGUUUGGGGGCUUAAGUCCCUUCUAACGACAGUGUUGCUUCAUCCCACAGACAAGAAGACUGAGGGUCCAGCCCUGGCUCAGGAGUGACCUGGAAGGGUCACUUCUCCUCUCUGGGCCUCAGUUUACCUUGUCUGUAAAUGGAAUGUUGGAACCACGUUUAGCGAGCCACCCUACCCUUGACAACAAAAACUAACUGAGAUGGCACAAUGGGAAAACCACAGACCCCUCUUACUAUGCGAAGGGUACGAAACUUCAAAAUGGAAUAUUAGAAAAAAAAAACUAAGUAACGUUUUUAAAUACAUCACAACAAAGGGGACUUAUCCCUGAGAUGCAGGGAUGGCUCAAUAUUCGCAAGUCUGCUAAUAAAAUUCACCAUACUAAUGGAUCAAAUGAGGAAAGUUCUGAAAAGGCCAUCAAAAUAAGGGGCAAGGUGAGGAUGACCACUGUCAAGUAUUUAACAUUGUUCUGGAAGUACUAGCAAAUGCACUUAGCCAAGGGAAAAAAAGAAGCAGUUCGAAUAUCAGGAAAGCAGUAGGGCGUUUAUAGUUUGGAUCAUAUGUAAGCACUGUUUAUAUAGGAAAAAAAAUAGAAAUACCAACAAUUUCAUGUGGCUCAAUUAUGUCUUUUACCUUAUAUUUGACAUAACUUCAGAUUUACAGAAAAGUUGGAAGAUUAGUACAAAGAAUUCUUAGAUACUCUUCCACCACAUUCCACAAAUGUUACCACCUUUGUUUUCUUCUUUCUUUCUUUCUUUCUUUCUUUCUUUCUUUCUCUCUCUCUCUCUCUCUCUCUCUGAACUUUUUAUGAAAAACUUGCAGAAAUGAUGUCUCAUUACCCAUAACACUUCGGUAUGCAUUUCCUAAAAACAAGGACAUUCUCCCACAUAAUCACAGUACAAUUACAAACAUCAGGAAGUGGACAUUGAUAAAACACCAUUAUCUAAUCUACAGACUUUAAUCAGACUUUGCCAACUGUUCUCAUAAUGUCUUUUAUAACAAAAGAAUAUCCUGGCUCACACAUUGUAUUUGUGAAGUCUUUCAUCUCUUUCAAUCUGGAACAUUUCUCAAUCUGUCUUUGCCUCUCAUAAGACUGGCAUUUUUUUUAAAGACCUGGGUCAGUCACUUUUUGGAGUUCAGUUAUUGGAGUCUGUGUUACUUCCGUAAGAUUAGUUUCAGGUUGGCAUUUUAGGCAGGAAAGCCUCAGAAGCAAUUCAACCUAAUAUUAUUAUCUGCUGGUGAUAUGAUCUUAUAUAUAGAAAACCCAAAGAAUUAACCAAAACUUUCCUAGAUCUAUUUCAUAUAGUUAUUUAUACCCAGGAAUAAAUUAAUUUCCUUAUUACAUAAAGAACUCUUAUAAAUUAAUUUUUCAAAAAACA
Molecule: messenger RNA, 2319 nt
Organism: Nyctereutes procyonoides (raccoon dog)
Lineage: Eukaryota; Metazoa; Chordata; Mammalia; Carnivora; Canidae
Gene: CCDC194
Product: coiled-coil domain containing 194
Exons: 4
Coding region: 1-705 (234 amino acids)
Source: RefSeq, a predicted model, not a curated record